Messenger RNA from Lacerta agilis (Sand lizard), 5836 nucleotides. RefSeq names its product eukaryotic translation initiation factor 4 gamma 3 (gene EIF4G3). Gene Ontology annotation, cellular component: eukaryotic translation initiation factor 4F complex. Lineage: Eukaryota; Metazoa; Chordata; Lepidosauria; Squamata; Lacertidae. Gene Ontology annotation, molecular function: protein binding; mRNA binding; translation initiation factor activity. The transcript has 38 exons. The record is from RefSeq and is a predicted model, not a curated record. The coding region runs from base 530 to 5671 and encodes 1713 amino acids.
UGGAGGGGUAGGGCCCGGAGGGCCGCCGCCCCCCGCUGCUGCUCCUGCACCGCCGCCGCCUCCAGCAGCAGCGGCAGCAACCGGGCCGCCGCCACCGCCGCCGUCCCCUGCUGCUGCUGCCGCUGCUGCUGCACCGGCUGUAGGAGCGGCGACGGCGCCUCCUCACCCCGCCAGCAUCAGGGCUCUCCAGACACAGCCGCCCCAGCAAAUCCCCCGGGGACCUGUGCAGCAGCCCCUGGAGGAUCGAAUCUUCACUCCAACCGUCUCAGCUGUGUACAGCACUUUUAUCUCCUCACAGGUCGCGCAGGUUGCGAGACAGCCAGGCCCUCCUGCCCCCUCCCCUUACUCUGCACAUGAAAUAGGCAAGGGGCACCCAUCCCUUGCUGCAACGCCACCAGGACAUGCCUCCUCCCCAAGCCUCACCCAGCAGCCAGGAGGGAGGAGGGACAGAAGCUUUCCACCCCACCCAAGAGCCAGCAGUCUUUUUGAAGAUCCAAGGGAACUGGUGCAAAGGAUUCUGGGAUGUGGGAUGGCCCCUUACCCCUCUGGACAGAAUGCCGCACCGACUACGCUGGUGUACCCACAGGCCCCUCAGACAAUGAGCACCCAGCCUCAGACGCGCUCACCGCCCAGCAGAGCAGUGCCAGUACAUUGCCCAGACAACUGGAAGCGGAGGAAGGUUUUGGAACAGAGUCCGGUUUACAGGUCCUUGGCGGGAAGAGGCUGGAUAAAAUACUGCAUUUUUGCAGCGGGGCCUCGACCUGCCCAUCAUCAUCAGGGAGGAUUCAGACCCAUCCAGUUUUUCCAGAGGCCUCAAAUCCAGCCUCCCAGAGCAACAAUCCAGAAUAGCAGCCCUUCCAUCCGUCCUGGUGCACAGACGCCAACUGCUGUCUAUCAGACCAAUCAGCACAUCAUGAUGGUGAACCACCUUCCUAUGCCGUAUCCAAUGCCUCAGGGCCCCCAGUACUGUAUACCACAGUAUCGUCAUAGCGGCCCACAAUAUGUGGGCCCCCCACAACAAUAUCCUGUUCAGCCGCCAGGGCCUGGACCAUUUUACCCAGGACCGGGACCCGGAGAGUUCCCCAACGCCUAUGGGGCACCUUUCUACCCAACUCCCCCGGUGUACCAAUCCACGCCCAUCAUAGUGCCUACGCAGCAGCAGCAGCAGCCAAUCCCACCAGCCAAGCGGGAGAAGAAAACGAUCCGCAUCCGAGAUCCCAACCAAGGGGGCAAAGACAUAACGGAAGAGAUCAUGUCUGGUGGAGGAAGCCGCAACCCCACACCUCCCACGGUCAGGCCCUCGUCCACGCCCACCCCGCCCCAGCAGCUGCCCAGCCAGGUCCCCGAGCACAGCCCUGUGGCGUUCGGGGCCAUGGAGAGCACUCACCUCGCCGCCAGCACCCCUAUCGCUGUGACAAGUGACCUGAAGCAAGAAGAGAAGCCUAAAGCAGAUCCAGUAUUAAAAUCUCCUUCCCCUGCCCUCAGACCAGAGCCUAGUGGAGAGAGGAAAGAUCAAAUGGGCCUGACAGCAGAGACCCCGACCACCUCCUCCUCCGAGACCUCACCAGAGCUUCCUCUCACGGCUUUGCCCUCCCCUGCGGCGGUCAUUGCUGCCACCGCCACUCCUCUGCCUCCUAAAUCAACGUUUGCAGCAGACUCAGAGGAUGGAUGUGAACUUGCUUCCUCGAAACAGGAAGCCGCACCUCUUCCCAGCACUGCGCCCUGCAUGGAAGUGCCCGUCUGCCCCCCAACAGAUGACGCCAGCUCAGAUAUAGGCAGGGAGCCCCCUAGAAUAGUCCCCAACGACCUCCAAGUGACUGCUAGUACUAAUCUAAUUACUGAACUGAACGGAGUUAGUGAAAGGGUCACAGUGACUGAUGGCAUCAUGGAACCAGAUCAACCGGAGGCAGCUGGCCCCUUGGCUGUGGAUCUGGAGAGCCCAGAGGCACCUCUGGACGAGGCAGAAUGUGUGCCACCUCCAGCUCCCGUCGCUCUUCCUGCUGUUCCGUCUCUGCCUCCAUCUCCUCCUCCCAGCCCUCCUCCCGUAUCUGCCGCUGCUACUGUUAGAGCGACAAGCCCUCUUCCUCCGCCACCAUGUGCUUCGCCUCUCCCACUACCUGGUGCCCUCCCUGCUCUUCAGGGGGAUUUAGAAGGAGAGGAGGCCACAAGAACUACCAUUGGCGAAGACACCCAGGAAAAUCUGGAGAAAGAAGAGGUGGAGGUAGACGGACAACCGGAGGAGAAUGCAGACUCUCAGGGGUUGAAUUCAAAGAAGGGCCCCGGAGCAGCCCAAACAGCUGCAACUGCACCAAAGAUGUGGAACAAACCAAAAGAGCGGAGCCAGGCCGCCGAGGAGGGGGUGGAGGCCGAACCCGAGCCUAAAGCAGAAGUGGAACCUGGAGGUGACAGGAUACUUGAAUCUGAACAAGAGGCAGUGAGCCAGAAGACUUGCCCUAGGAGGGACUCCCACUCUGACCUUAAGGUAGCAAAAGCUGCGGAAGAGAAUGGUGAGCAGGAAGGGGAGCCCAUUCGCAACGGUGCUGACAGCGUCUCCGAGGGGGAAGGAGGUGAGGGGAAUUCAGGCUGCACAGAGAGUCCCAGUGAAACCCCCGCCUGCCAGUAUAAGCCAGAGCAGUGGAAGCCUCUGGACUCCGAAGGGAAGAAGCAGUACGACCGGGAGUUCCUCUUAGACUUCCAGUUCAUGCCUGCCUGCAUCCAGAAGCCGGAGGGGCUGCCGCCCAUCAGCGAUGUGGUCCUCGACAAGAUCAAUCAGCCAAAACUGCCUCUUCGAACUUUGGAUCCUCGGAUAUUGGCACGGGGUCCAGAUUUCACACCAGCAUUUGCUGAUUUCGGAAGACAAAUCCCUGGAGGGCGGGCCACACCUGCCUGCAAAGUGCAGCCCCCACCUGGACUCCAGCCCCUUGCUCGGUGUGGGCCCCCAGCAUGCCCUUUGUUGGUCUCAUCUCACCCACAGCUGAGGAACCUGACCAUAGGGCUGUUAAACGUUGGACAGCGGAGAUCUCAGCCAGGCCAGAGACGGGAGCCCAGGAAGAUCAUCACGGUUUGUGUCAAAGAGGAUGUACACCUGAAGAAAGCUGAGAAUGCCUGGAAGCCGAGCCUGAAGCGUGAGACGCAAGCGGAAGACUCUGAGAGCAUCAAAACCCAGGAGCUAUUCCGCAAGGUCCGAAGCAUCUUGAAUAAGUUGACACCGCAAAUGUUCAAUCAACUGAUGAAGCAAGUGACUGAUCUAACUGUGGACACGGAAGAGAGGUUGAAAGGCGUCAUUGACCUUGUGUUCGAGAAAGCCAUUGAUGAACCCAGCUUCUCUGUGGCCUAUGCAAACAUGUGCAGGUGUCUCGUCACGCUGAAGGUGCCCAUGGCGGAUAAGCCCGGGAGCUUUGUCAACUUCCGGAAGCUACUCCUGAAUCGUUGCCAGAAGGAAUUUGAAAAGGACAAAGCUGAUGACGAUGUCUUUGAGAAGAAGCAGAAGGAGCUGGAAGCUGCCACAACGCCAGAGGAGAGGACGCGGCUCCACGACGAACUGGAAGAAGCCAAGGACAAGGCCCGGCGGCGCUCCAUUGGCAACAUAAAGUUCAUUGGGGAGCUCUUCAAGCUGAAGAUGCUGACAGAGGCCAUCAUGCAUGACUGUGUGGUGAAGCUGCUGAAGAACCACGACGAGGAGUCCCUUGAGUGCCUCUGCCGCCUCUUGACUACCAUUGGCAAAGACUUGGACUUUGAGAAAGCCAAGCCUCGAAUGGACCAGUAUUUCAAUCAAAUGGAGAAGAUAGUCAAAGAAAGGAAAACCUCUUCCAGAAUACGAUUCAUGCUUCAAGAUGUCAUAGACCUCAGGCAGUGUAACUGGGUCUCACGGAGGGCAGACCAAGGUCCCAAGACGAUAGAGCAGAUCCAUAAAGAAGCAAAAAUUGAAGAACAGGAGGAGCAGCGGAAAGUCCAGCAACUAAUGACCAAAGAGAAGAGGAGGCCUGGUGUUCAGAGGGUAGAGGAGGGUGGCUGGAACACGGUGCAGGGGGCGAAAAAUACCCGUGUGCUGGACCCCACCAAGUUCCUUAAAAUCACCAAGCCCACAAUAGAUGAGAAGAUCCAGCUUGUGCCUAAAGCCCAGUUGGGCAGCUGGGGGAAGGGCAGCAGUGGGGGAGCCAAGGCCAGUGAGAUUGAUUCCUUACGACCAAGUGCCACUAGUUUGAACCGAUUCUCUGCACUGCAGCCUCCCGCAUCAUCUGUGUCUGCCUCAGCCACAUCCGCAGAGUUGGACUCUCGCAGGGCCUUAACUAGUCGGGGGAGCACAGGCAGGGAGAAGAAUGACAAGCUGCUCCCCUCUCCAGCCUCACGCCCCAACACCUUCUUGCGGGUCAGCAGCAGCAAGGAGCAGCUCUUGGACAACCAGGCUCAGGAAGAACAGCGGAGGGAGAUGCUGGAGACUGUGAAGCAGCUGACGGGGGGGCUGGAGAGUGACUGGAACAGCACAGAGGCAGAGAGGAGCAAGGCCAAGGAAACAGCCAAGCCUGAAAUUUCCACAUCCCCAGCCCAAGAAAAACCUGCAUUGUCAGAAGAGGAAAUAGAGAGAAAGUGCAAAUCGAUCAUUGACGAGUUCUUGCACAUAAACGAUUAUAAGGAAGCGAUGCAGUGCGUGGAGGAGCUGAGCAUACCGGGAGUGCUGCCUGUGUUUGUGCAGGUGGGCGUGGAGUCAACCCUGGAGCGGAGUCAGAUCACCAGAGACCACAUGGGCCAGUUGCUGUAUCAGCUGGUGCAGUCGGAGAAGCUCAGCAAGCAGGACUUUUUCAAGGGGUUUGCGGACACCUUGGAGACGGCAGACGACAUGGCCAUCGAUAUACCCCACAUAUGGUUAUACCUGGCUGAGUUGGUGACACCUAUGUUGAAAGAAGGAGGAAUCUCUAUGAGAGAACUUCUGACAGAAUUUAGCAAACCCUUGCUCCCUGUGGGGAGAGCCGGCAUCUUGCUUUCCGAAAUAUUGCACCUUCUAUGCAAACAAAUGAGCCAUAAGAAAGUGGCAGCCUUAUGGAGGGAGGCUGGCCUCAGUUGGAAAGACUUCUUACCUGAAGAGGAGGAUGUCCACACCUUUCUCAUGGAGCAGAAGUUGGACUUCACAGAGACUGACAGUUCCAGUUCCUCAGAAGCACUUUCAAAGAAGGAGCUCUCUGCUGAAGAGUUGAACAAACAGCUGGAGAAACUCAUUAUCGAGGACAAGGCGAAUGACGAGCAGAUCUUUGAUUGGGUAGAGGCUAAUCUAGAUGAGAGCCAGAUGAGUUCACCUACAUUCCUUAGAGCUUUAAUGACAGCAGUUUGUAAAGCCGCUAUUAUAGUGGACAGUUCUAGCUUGCGAGUGGACACUGCUGUUAUCAAACAGAGAGUGCCGAUCCUACUUAAGUACCUAGACGCAGACACAGAGAAAGAACUACAAGCACUUUACGCACUACAAGCAUCAAUAGUAAAACUUGAUCAACCUCCGAAUUUGUUACGGAUGUUUUUUGAUUGCCUGUAUGAUGAGGAGGUGAUAUCAGAGGAUGCCUUCUACAAGUGGGAAAGCAGCAAAGACCCAGCGGAACAGAACGGGAAAGGCGUAGCAUUAAAAUCGGUCACGGCAUUCUUCACGUGGCUACGAGAAGCCGAAGAGGAGUCAGAGGAUAAUUGAAACUGAAUUACAAAAAAAAAACUCAAAAAAAAAACAUAAAAAAACAAUUUAAGUAUUUUUUUAAAAAAAGUUUCACGUCUUCGCCAAUCACAGUGCAGCAAGGCCAAUUCUCGCGCAGAGCCCCCCCUUCCCCCACAUGUGCACGAGUGGGAGAGGAGACAAAAA